Molecule: messenger RNA, 801 nt
Organism: Cladocopium goreaui
Lineage: Eukaryota; Dinophyceae; Suessiales; Symbiodiniaceae
Source: the annotation of a GenBank genome assembly
CUUCACCCCCUGUCCAGUGCGAGCUUUCAGCGAUGUCGCGGCCGGUUUCAGCCCCUUGGCGCCGCUCCAGCACUGCAACACUUGCAAGGCGCGGCAUCGACAGACCCAGCCUGACACGGCCCUCAAAGGGCCUGGUCCGCGCCGCCACGGUGCCUGUGACCACGGCUGAACGGGACAACUUCGAGGUGCCCUUCGCCAAUGAGCUGGAGAGCGACGAAGAGUUGCUAGCCCCUGAAGAGGCAGAGGCGCCCAUCUCUCCAGUCACGGCAGCCAUCACCAGGCACAGGGCCUCCCUAAGCAGCGUGGCAGUGGUGCGUAGCGUGCCGCUGUCACGCCCCGCCUCUGCAACCGAGAUCCGGCAGGAGACUUCUCAGAGACCGGCCUUGUCAAGGGCUGGCAGCAAGGAGAUGGAUCCGGCAGAGAAAGCCGCCAUGGUGGACGUGCAACUUCGGCCACUGUCAAGGGAGGAGUCCUUGCGACGCAGCGCCAGCGCUGUGAGUUUCUUCAAGGCUUCCCAGGCGAUCAAUCGUCGCAGCUUCUCCAACGAUGCCUUGGGCAAUGCUUUGGCAGCGGCGCGGCAGCGCCGGCAGCGUGCGGCCUUGCCGCCACCAGAGGUUCCACCCGAAGAGCCACAGAGCGAGCCUGCGCCGAAGCCGCGCCGUCGCAGCUUUGCGGAGCAGUUUGGCUAUGGUGUGAUCCUCAAGACGCAGCUGCCACCGCAGCCCCGCGCACAAGACGCGCCCAAGCCACGGAUCAGCAGCGGUUUCAUUGGAUUGCAAGCUGGAGACACGGAUCUGUUGC